Dermacentor andersoni is the source of this 7239-nucleotide messenger RNA. Its product is annotated as cytochrome P450 2J4-like. Gene Ontology annotation, biological process: xenobiotic metabolic process. Gene Ontology annotation, cellular component: cytoplasm; intracellular membrane-bounded organelle. The record is from RefSeq and is a predicted model, not a curated record. Gene Ontology annotation, molecular function: iron ion binding; oxidoreductase activity, acting on paired donors, with incorporation or reduction of molecular oxygen, reduced flavin or flavoprotein as one donor, and incorporation of one atom of oxygen; heme binding. Lineage: Eukaryota; Metazoa; Arthropoda; Arachnida; Ixodida; Ixodidae.
AGGCCGAUCACGGGACUUGGCUUCGGCACGCUGGGAAAGUGAGGGCCGCCGGGUAGCAGCGUCCUUGGCCCGUCGUUUUCGAGCGAAGCCCCUGCAGGUUCGUUCUCAAGCUCGAAAGAGGUCGCUCUCGGCUUCCUCUUCCAAGGAUUUCCCGUUGGCGCCGGUCGCAGCGUAGCGGGACUCCGUCGCACACCGCUCCUCGGCUUCACUCCGCGGCGGUCCGAACCGGAGAGGUGGGGGCGAAGCCACGCACGACAGUCGGGCAUUUCCAACGGGACGCAGCGCGCGCAGGCAACCGCGAACUCCGAACUGCACCGGCUGCUGUAGACUGUCGUCAUGCUUGGCGUGUUCUGGCGGUGCCUUGUCACGGGCCUCAUCGCCGGAGUCGGUGCCCUCGUGCUGCAGUACCUGUGGGACAUACUGAAGAGAUGCCUGAGACGAGAUCUCCCGCCGGGCCCAUUUGGGGUGCCGCUACUCGGCUACCUUCCAUUCAUGCCGAAGGAUGGCCACCAUGGCGUUGAGGCGCUCAGGCAGAAGUAUGGCAACGUGUUCGGUGUUCACCUAGGUUGCCGGUACGUGGUGUUCCUGUGCGACUUCGGCUCAAUCAAGGAAGCCUUAUCGCAAGACUCUCUCCUCAACCGACCCGAAGAGUUUCCCUUCAAAGUCAACGAGCACUCGCAAGGACUGAUUGUGUUGAAUGGACCCCUAUGGAAGGAGCAGCGCCGGUUUUCGUUGAAGCUCUUCAAGAACCUUGGCAUCGCAACGCAAGCCAUGGAGAAACACAUACACGAGGAGCUGUCGUACCUCCUCCGUGAGCUGGAGUCAGUCAAAAGCGGCCGCAUCGUGCCCACGUCCGUGCUGACGCCCAGCACAUCCAACAUCAUUUCGGCUCUAGUGUUCGGCCGCCGGUUCGAGUACGACGAUCCCGAGCGCGUCUACCUGGACAAGCUGAUCGAGGUGAUCCCGGCGCUGGCAGCGCAGGUUUCGGCCAUCAACUUCUUUCCCUGGCUUCGCAAGCUGUUCGUCUUCUUCCGCAUGGGCGCCUGCGAGCAGCUAAGGGACGCGCUUGUCCGCAGGGAAGAUUUUGCCGACUCCAAGAUCGACUUCCACCAGGACACAUAUCAGGACGGCUUGGUGCGGGACUACAUCGACGGCUUUCUCAGCGAAAUGAAGCAGCAGGAUGAAAGAAGCAAGACGUUCACGCGCAAUCUGCUCAAGGGCAACGUGGCGUCCUUCUUCGGUGCCGGCAGCGAGACGGUGCGCGCCGCCAUCGAGUGGUUGCUGCUCAUAAGCGCCAUGAAACCGGAGCUGCAGCGCCGCAUUCACGCCGAGAUCGACGCCGUGCUCGCGAGUGGCGAAAAUUCGCACAUCUCCUGGAGCGACCGCUGCCGGAUGCCGUACACGCAGGCCUUCAUGUGGGAGACGAUGCGCUGCAAGCCCGUCAACCCCCUCAGCCUUAUGCGAUAUGCCUCCACAGACGUGAAGGUUGGCAAGUACGUCAUCCCUCGUGGCAGCGUCGUCAUCGGAUCGCUCUGGUCCAUCUUCUACGACCCCGCCUACUGGGGCGAUCCGGAAGCAUUUCGACCAGAGCGCUUCCUCGCCGACGACGGCACACGGCCGCAGAAACCGGAGCGAUUCAUCCCAUUCUCCUACGGCAAGCGGGCGUGCCCAGGAGAAGUGAUCGCCAACAUGGAGACGUUCAUCUACUUCACCACCAUCCUCCAGCAUUUCACUGUAGAGGCGCCGCCAGAUGGCCAAGACCUUGUGCUCGAUGAAGUACUCGGCAUCUCACUCCGACCAAAGCCCCAGGAACUCCUCUUCCGACUACGAGAAGUGCGAAUAUCACCCGAGGAAUAUCACAACGACUCCGGAUGGACACUCGCUGGGGAACGCAUGUCGAGGCUGCGCCAGCGGACACCCGCCAGCGGCAAGCCCGACGGACCCGGCGGGAGUCAAACAAGCACGAAGUCGAAAUUCAACAAGAGCGUCAGAGCCUCGGUCAUCAAGGCAGCACGCACGCCACUGGAAGAAAGCAAGGUAGUCGUCAGACCCAGAGGGGGACUGGACAUCGUCAAGACCGGAAUCACCACCGUCACUGCGGCCAUACUCGCCGUGGCCAAGAUCACGAGCGAGGAAAGCGCCGCGGACACCAUCUGCCCAAAGACGCAACAGAACAUCAUGGUCGUCAGUACACUGAACGAAGACAACGCGGCUAGGUACGCUAAAAUCCAGGAAAUCUCUAUUCGAGGCGAACCCUACGAGGUCAGUGCAUAUGGCACGGCACCUCACGACACCAUAAAAGGUGUCGUCAGAGGCAUCCCCAUCGACGCGAGCGCCGACGAGCUAGGUAGGAACAUCGUCAACGAGAGGAACCCGCUAGCAGUGGGCGUAAAGAGGAUUGGCAGCACGACCGCUGCGAUCGUGGUGUUCCAGGGACCCAAGGUACCGAACUUCGUCCGAUACGCAGUUACCCUGAUACCGUGCCGCUUCUACAGGAAACAGAUCGACGUUUGCCAGCAGUGCGGCCGAGUGGGACACCGCAAGGACGUGUGCCCGACCCCCAUAAUCAAGACGUGCCUAGCCUACGGACUUGCGAACCCUACAGAAGACCAUCGCUGUACCCCAAAAUGUAAGUUGUGCGGGGACGAACACCCGACCGGAAACCGAAUGUGCAAAUCGAAAUACAAUAUCCCCUACGUAGUGUGCAAGCGACAAUGGGAGCGCAGGCAGGCCGAACGCCAGUUGCUGUUGGAGAGCGAUUUCCCGCCACUCGACGAGCCGCCAGCUGCGCGAAAGUCAAUGAGCCCAUUGGAGAACCGCGCGCCUAAAUCCAGAGACAGCAGCUGCUGCAAGAGAAACCUCAGCAGGAAAAGGUCACCAUCACGGGAGCGAGACACAGCCAUGCAGGGAGUCCUCUGGAAGUGUCUCACCACAGGCUUGGUGGCUUGUCUCGGCGCACUUCUUCUGCAGCACCUGUGGGUCGUGAUCAAGAGGUGCCUGCGGAAAGACCUGCCGCCGGGGCCGUACGGUUUGCCACUGCUCGGUUACCUGCCCUUCAUGCCCAAGGACCACCACGGCGUAGAGGUUUUCAAGAAGAAAUACGGCAACGUAUUCGGGCUACACUUGGGCAGCCGAUACGUGGUUUUUCUGUGCGACUUCGGAUCCGUGAAAGAAGCAUUUUCGCAGGACGCUCUUCUCAACAGACCAGAAGAACUUCCCUUUAAGAUCCACGAGCAGUCACAAGGCCUUCUUUUAAUCAAUGGGCCACUGUGGAAAUUGCAGCGUCGAUUUUCGCUGAAGGUCUUCAAAAAUCUGGGCGUCGCCACCCCCGCCAUGGAGAGACACAUACGCAAGGAGCUGUCGUACUUAAUCCGCGAGCUGGAAUCCCUCAAGUGUAAGCCCGUGGUUCCCACGUCCCUGUUGACGCCCAGCACGUCCAACAUCAUCUCGGCGCUGGUGUUCGGCCGGCGGUUCGAAUACGACGACCCCGAGCGCAUUUACCUGGACGAACUGAUCGAAGUCAUCCCAGCACUGGCUUCACAGGCGGCGGCCAUCAACUUCUUUCCCUGGCUUCGUAAGCUGCUUGUCUUCUUCCGUGUGGGCACAUGCAAGCGGCUAAGGGACGCCCUGGCCCGCAGAGAAGAAUUUGCCGAUUCCAAGAUCAACGAGCAUCUGGACACGUACAAGGAUGGCUUGGUCCGAGACUACAUCGACGGCUUUCUCAGCGAGAUGAAGCAGCAGCGAAACGGAGGUUUCACUCGCAACCUUCUCAAGGGCAACGUAGCGACCUUCUUCGGUGCCGGCAGCGAGACGGUUCGCUCCGCCAUCGAGUGGUUGCUGCUCACGUGUGCCGCCAAGCCGGAGCUGCAACGCCGCAUCCACGCAGAGAUCGAUGCCGUGCUUGAAGGUGACCAGAGCUCGAACGUCUCGUGGAGUGACCGCAGCCGGAUGCCAUACACGCAAGCGUUCAUAUGGGAGACGAUGCGCUACAAGCCGGUCGUCCCGCUUAACUUAAUGCGAUAUGCUGACGCAGACGUCAAGGCGGGAGGCUACGUUAUCCCCCGCGGCAGCAUUGUGAUCGCCUCCAUAUGGUCCAUCUUCCACGACAAGUCCUUCUGGGGAGAUCCGGAAGACUUCCGGCCGGAGCGCUUCCUUGUCGACGGGGAGACGCGACCGCUGAAACCAGAGCAAUUGAUCCCUUUCUCUUACGGCAAGCGCUCGUGCACCGGUGAGGUGAUCGCCAACAUGGAAGAGUUCAUCUACUUCACCACCAUCCUGCAGCACUUCACGGUCGAGGCGCCACCUGGCGGCCCGAGUCUCGUCUUCGACGAAAUCACUGGCCUCUCCAACCGACCCAAGCCGCAAGCACUCGCUUUCCGGCCGCGACGGGUACGCGGUUGAGCACACCACAAGUUGAACCUUUGAACCUGCUGCUCGACAGAGUGUCGGAGCUAAGGUAUAAAGCGGCAUACUCGUGAUGCUGGUGAUGGUGUAAGCACUCGUUACAUGACCAAAUCUGCGAUGCAACCAAAGUCGUUUUAUUGUUAAUAUAAUUUUUGCCGUUAGCUUUUGACGAGUAUAUAUGUACACGGAUAUCAAUUUUCUUUUACGAGUGCCGCUUCGUGAUUUUUUCCCCCGACAUUUCCUUGAUAGCUAGGGAUUACGUAACAGUAAUUAUAUGUAAUAGAUACAACCGCUGUACAGUAAACCCUUGACUCACGGUGCACACAUAUGGGCACGCGACUUGUUUGUAUCAGUUCUGUCCAGUGAUGGUAACAAAAAGUAAGGCACCACAAUGUUUGACGGUAUGUUCGACGCGCCGCGUUCCAUUGGCGAAAGUAGCUUUAAUGCGACAUUUUUAGGAUAUUUCACGCACUUCCCGUUAUCUAUCUAUCUAUCUAUCUAUCUAUCUAUCUAUCUAUCUAUCUAUCUAUCUAUCUAUCUAUCUAUCUAUCUAUCUAUCUAUCUAUCUAUCUAUCUAGCUAGCUAGCUAGCUAGCUAGCUAGCUAGCUAUCUAUGUUACUAGCUAGCUACAGGUGUCCCCGUUUUCUUUUCCCGGCGUGUUAAAGGAGCGCGGCUGCAGUAAGUCUCUUACAUGACGGGUUUCGCCAGUGGCUAUGCAGUGUCGAUACAUUGCUUCAAUGCCAAUCACAUUGAUAUCGACAGUCAUUCUGGGAUGCUCUUGUUGUUUUUUUUUUUUGCUGGAAUUUUCUACCUUUCUCGUUAUACCUGCAAUUAAUAACUUGUGCAUACGCUUUGGCCCGGAGAUCAGACCUUUAAAAAUUUGAGCGCGACUGUAUGCGUGUUUUCAUUUCGCGAUAUAUUGAGGCAUCACACAGAUCACCACCUUAACCAACCAACCUUAUUAUAUAACCAACCUUUAAUAUAGCUUUCAUUGAUUACGAGAAAGCGUUUGAUUCAGUCGAAACCUCAGCAGUCAUGGAGGCAUUGCGGAAUCAGGGUGUAGACGAGCCGUAUGUAAAAAUACUGAAAGAUAUCUAUAGCGGCUCCACAGCCACCGUAGUCCUCCAUAAAGAAAGCAACAAAAUCCCUAUAAAGAAAGGCGUCAGGCAGGGAGAUACGAUCUCUCCAAUGCUAUUCACAGCGUGUUUACAGGAGGUAUUCAGAGACCUGGAUUGGGAUGAAUGGGGGAUAAGAGUUAAUGGAGAAUACCUUAGUAACUUGCGAUUCGCUGAUGAUAUUGCCUUGCUUAGUAACUCAGGGGACCAACUGCAAUACAUGCUCACUGACCUGGAGAGGCAAAGCCGAAGGGUGGGUCUAAAAAUUAAUCUGCAGAAAACUAAAGUAAUGUUUAACAGUCUCGGAAGGGAACAGCAGUUUACAAUAGGUAGUGAGGCACUGGAAGUGGUAAGGGAAUAAAUCUACUUAGGACAGGUAGUGACUGCGGAUCCGGAUCAUGAGACUGAAAUAAUCAGAACAAUAAGAAUGGGCUGGGGUGCGUUUGGCAGGCAUUCUCAGAUCAUGAACAGCAGGUUGCCAUUAUCCCUCAAGAGAAAAGUUUAUAACAGCUGUGUCUUACCAGUACUCACGUACGGGGCAGAAACCUGAAGGCUUACGAAAAGGGUUCUACAUAAAUUGAGGACGACGCAACGAGCUAUGGAAAGAAGAAUGAUAGGUGUAACGUUAAGGGAUAAGAAAAGAGCAGAUUGGGUGAGGAAACAAACGCGUGUUAAUGAUAUCUUAGUUGAAAUCAAGAAAAAGAAAUGGGCAUGGGCAGGACACGUAAUGAGGAGGGAAGAUAACCGAUGGUCAUUAAGAGUUACGGAAUGGAUUCCAAGGGAAGGAAAGCGUAGCAGAGGGCGGCAGAAAGUUAGGUGGGCGGAUGAGAUUAAGAAGUUUGCAGGGACAACAUGGCCACAAUUAGUACAUGACCGGGGUAGUUUGAGAAGUGUGGGAGAGGCCUUUGCCCUGCAGUGGGCAUAACCAGGCUGAUGAUGAUUAUGAUGAUGAUGAUGAUGACAGAUCACCACACCGACUGGCAGAGCCACGGUCGACGCGCGGAACGGCCGCACAGUUGCCGCUUUCGCGCAACAGCAGCUUAUGCAACCGAAUCUUUACCAGGAAACGCUUGCGGCCGACUCUGUGCACCAAGGCGAGCUUCCUGGUUUUUUUUUUUUUACUCUUUCGCCUGCACGGCCCGUGCCGCGACUGCAGCGGAUGCAUAAUUUCCUCGAUGCACAGACGUGAGUGCUAACUGGUGGCGCUUCAAAGUGGCUUCCUCUAAAGCACCUUCAUAAUUUGAAAGUAGCGACACUCUCCUCCCCGUGGCGCCUUCCUCCUCAAUUCUCCUCGCGCGCCAGCGGGGCGCGCUGCGCACGGCAUGCUUUUUCUCCUUAGCUCCCGCGGACGGGCUGCAGUGUUCGAUGGAGGCGCAUGAUUUUGGACCAGUUGCGCGCCCCAGUGAUGCUGAAAUUUUUGAAAAAUAGUGAUAACAGCAUCGAGAAUGCUGAAGGUAACGUUUAUGAGGAGGUUGGUUUCUUCUUAAAGCUGUAUGAAUGGGGCAUACUGAUGUAAAAGAAGCUUUAAGGCGAGUGCUAUACUCCAAACAUUUGUUACUGCCACAUGAUAACAACAUGCUUUACUUUCUGCAUCUGAUCUAGUAUUGCUUGUAGCACAUCCCUCUGUGUGUGAGUUUAGUUUUUCUUGUCUGUGCGCGCAUGCGCACCGCAGGUAUUAUAUUCAGCGUGCUUUGUUCUAUUAAAUUAGUCGCGAGUGCAU